This is a messenger RNA of Poecilia reticulata (guppy), 3330 nucleotides long. The record is from RefSeq and is a predicted model, not a curated record. Lineage: Eukaryota; Metazoa; Chordata; Actinopteri; Cyprinodontiformes; Poeciliidae.
CAUAUAUUCCACCCCUCCCCAGCUCCCCUUGACCGUCUCCUUCACAGUUGGUUCGCAGGCAGACGCAGCUGAAUCCCAACUGAGCUGGCCGCUGUCCUUGCUCCGAGAGAGACAAGAGCAACCUUGCAAUGAUCUCGCUGGACUUGAAUUUCAACAUUCUGACAAGGGACCUUUCACAUUAUUUGGAAAAUCAAGUGAAAGUUGGGCUGUUCGGUUCGGGAGUGGGGUUGUCUCUGGUACUCGGCUUCAGCGCAGCUUACACCUGCUAUUAUUUAAUUUCGGUAGCUAAGAUGUGGGUAACAGAUGUGGAUUUAUCCUUGAGGAGCAUCCUUCGGCGCGAGCUAAUCAAGGCAGCAGAUGGAGGACAGAUAUCUGUAGACUGGUUCGACAACGAUGACAGCCUCUUUUAUCCCGACCCCACCACCAGGCCCACAGUGCUGCUUCUUCCCGGCCUGACCGGCACCAGCCGAGAAUCCUACAUCUUGCACAUGGUCCAGCAGAGCCGGGAUCUGGGUUAUAGAUGUGUGGUAUUCAACAACAGAGGGGUUUCUGGUGAAACACUACUGACCCCGAGGACCUACUGCGCCGCUAACACAGAAGAUCUGGAGACUGUUAUUGAUCACAUCCAGAAAACCUAUGAAGMAGCUCCAAUGAUGGCUGCUGGUGUAUCCAUGGGAGGGAUGAUGCUGGCCAACUACCUGGGCCAUAAGGGCCGGAAAACCUGCCUGAAAGGGGUCAUAGUCUUCUCAGCAGGCUGGGAUGUGUUUGAGUGCACCGCGUCACUGGAAAAACCCCUGGACCGUUUCCUCUUCAACUCCUACCUCACCAGCUGCCUACAAGCUUCUGUGCACAGACACAGACCGGUGCUUGAAAAGUGCUACGACAUUGACCAUGUCAUGAAGGCAAAGACUAUCCGAGAGUUUGAUGAGAGGUUCACCUCCAUCAUGUUCGGAUAUCCUACUAAUGACGACUAUUACCGCGAUGCCAGUCCUGUGCACAAGCUGAAAUCUGUGCAGGUGCCAAUGCUGUGUCUGAACGCUGCUGAUGACGUCUUUUCUCCAUCUCACGCCAUUCCAGUGGAGGCGGUAAAGCAGAACCCUAACUUGGCCUUGCUUAUAACCUGCCAUGGAGGCCACAUUGGCUUCCUGGAGGGUCUGUGGCCACGACAGAGCACUUACAUGGACCGAGUCUUCAAGCAGUUCGCGAAGGCCGUCAUUGAAGAAGGCGGCCUGCUUAAAGACCUCUCCUGAUAAGACAACUUAGAGUGGUCCUCUCGUUUCAUCGUCAUCCAUGUUUUUUUCACUACAUUCCAUCGUUUCUUCUUCCAUUUCCAUCCUCUUUUUUUUGUUCAUUCCCAGCUCUCUAUAAUUCCUUCCUUCCUCAACACCAAAUGUUAUUCAUCUUUAUUGUUUUUUUGCUUCCUUGCCUUGUCUUGAUGCUAUCUUUGCCUUACAUUGAUCCGUUCCGUUCCUCCCACUACCACAGGCAGAAAACAUCGUUCUUUCUUAUUAUUAAAUGCAGUUCAGUUAAAUAUUAUUAAAUGCAAAUAUUAUUAAAUGCAGUUCUUCUGUUGCAUUUGACAUUCAGAUCACUUUUACUCUCUAACCGUGAACUCAAAGAUAGGCAUAGCUCCUCAUGUCAGUGCUGAAAAGUUUAAUAUUUCUCAUAUUGUUCAACCUAAGAAUUUGGUGGUAAACCCGUGCUAUUUUUUUUUUUCCCCAUCAAGUUAGCUCAAGUACUGUUUGACUUAUGUAACCUUAUGUAGUUUUUAGCACUUACAUCAGUAGUAUUGUAUCCCUCAGGGAUUUCCUUUCUUUUUCUCUCUCGUUCCUCUCUUUUCUUGUGAAAUGUCACUUUUGUCAAAGUGUUCUCCUUCAUUUUGCAUUGUACUCCACCUUUUAAAAGUAGAUGUUAAUUAGCAGUGAACAAAGCAUAAUGUUGUUUCUUUUGAGUUCUAACUGGGCGUGUGAAUUAUGCUUAUGUGCUUUCGCUUAGAGAGGUCAGAAGUUGAUUCCAUGUCCUAUUAAAUGUGAAGCUGCUGUUAGGAGACAUUUAGCUAUWAGGACUGAAAGCAGAAAAAAAUAUAUAUAUAGAUGUACACACCUGUAAAAUAUUUGGUAUCUUUAGAUACAUAUAUUUUGGCAGUGAAAGGGGAACAUCUCAGAAUAUUUGAGUGAUUCUAAAUUUUGAAGACAUAAACAGAUUCUGCACAUUUGGUUGGUCUUUUGUMUGAUUAGUUUCAAGGAUAAAAUUAUUAGAAUUUAUUGUUUUUAAUUUAUACAAGAAUGCCUUUUUGGAGCCAUCUCUGUACCUUGACUUGUUCUAUUCCGUUCUUUUUUUUUUUUUUUUGAUAAUAGAUACAUGCUUAAACCCAAAGAUACCUAGGAGAGUUAACACUGCUUUCAGUUUGCAUGCAAAUUGACAGCUGGCUGUAGCUUCACAUUUAAACAAACAUGCAGUGUACCGAUGACAAUGACAAUCUACUGAUGUGAUUUUGUUUCAUCUGAGGGUAUAUUCUACAUGCACUUUUAUUUUAAGUUCUUUUACUUUCACGCACACCAAAUAGUUUUACAAAUGGAGAAUAUGGAGGAAAUCUGAUCCAUGACAAGGAAUGUAAAGUUGCACUAUUUAGUUGGUACUACCAUGCCUCUAACUGUCUAACGCAAGGCACUUAUUUCCUCAAAGCUAUGACAGUGAAAAUCCUAAAGGCUCAACAGAACAGAGUGCGAAUGCCAUGAAAUUUGUUUUGUGAAAAUGUUGGUUAUUUCUGUGGCUCCCUGGGCGCUUUAUUAUACAGCUUGAGUUAAAUGAAGUAAAAUGUGAGGACGUGGUUUGCACAUUGGCUGUCUGAAGUGGUGUUUGCUGCUUUAAAGGAUGUGUAGCUUGUAUUAUUUCCAGUCACUUUUGCUUUCCUUUGCCAACAAUGAUCAACGGGCUGGCUACCAUUAAUGAGUUGGCAUGGGGGAACUGAACACUUAUGACUGGUGGCCAGGAUUUCAGCAACAAAAUGCAUGAAGAUAAAUUGACUACAKUUUCCCRUUGAAUUUUACUGUUCAGUUGUUUUGCAAAAUUAGCGCAUGUUUCUUCAUCAUCACGUCCUGUAACUGUAGCACUGAAGGCAAGUUUUUUUUUUUUCUUUUUYAUUUAUGCUGCAUUUAAUUUUGUACGGCACUCAAAAGAAGACGAGUAAACAUUUGUUUAAACUGUGCAGCAAUAAGAUUUUAAAUAUAAAAUCUGUCUAUAGCAUAAGUACUACUGUAUUGACAUUACCAUCUUUAGUGUAUUAUGCUGUAUUUAYUGAAUUAUUAAACAAAGUCUAGGUCAAUUUGC